Messenger RNA from Stegostoma tigrinum, 4294 nucleotides. RefSeq lists its product as uncharacterized. The transcript has 6 exons. Gene Ontology annotation, cellular component: membrane. Bases 352 to 1449 code for a protein of 365 amino acids. Lineage: Eukaryota; Metazoa; Chordata; Chondrichthyes; Orectolobiformes; Stegostomatidae. Gene Ontology annotation, molecular function: magnesium ion transmembrane transporter activity. The record is from RefSeq and is a predicted model, not a curated record. Gene Ontology annotation, biological process: magnesium ion transport.
ACCGGAAACGGAAGUUAGGGCGGAGCGGAGAGGGAGGUGGGUAAAUGCAGCGAAGGUGAGAGUUAGAGUGGGCGGGAGAGACUGGAAGGAGUGUUAGUGAGCGGGUAAGGGUUAAUGAAAAAGGGAGAGUUUGGUCGACGGCUAAUGAGGAGAGAGAGGGUUUGACAGUGAGCCUGUAGAGGUGGGUGGGGUUAGCAGAGAGACAGUGGCAGCACAGUUUCUAUUGGGUCUGUGAGGGCAUGGAGGUGCUGCCUGUCAGUUUCGCUUCAAGCUCUUAGCUGGUCAGAUAUUGACCCUUCCUCUUAGAGUUCCUAAGAUACUGCUUACAAAAUCUAUCCACUGCCAGGACCAAUGGCUUCCUCUUUACCACGGCUCCCCGCCAUGGACAAUGCCGCUGAAGGUUAUCAUUUUUACAUUGGGCUUGCUCUUGCCAUCAGUUCCAGCAUCUUCAUCGGAAACAGUUUCAUCCUGAAAAAGAAGGGGCUGCUACGCCUGGCCAGCAAGGGGGUGAUCAGAGCAGGUCAGGGUGGCCAUGCGUAUCUUAAGGAGUGGUUGUGGUGGGCUGGGCUUCUCACAAUGGGUUUAGGAGAAGCUGCCAAUUUUGCUGCCUAUGCCUUUGCUCCAGCAACUCUGGUCACUCCACUGGGAGCCCUCAGUGUCCUUGUGAGUGCUAUGUUAUCCUCUUAUUUUUUAAACGAGCGCCUUAACCUUCAUGGGAAGAUGGGCUGCAUCCUGAGUAUUUUGGGAUCGACAGUGAUGGUAAUCCAUGCUCCCCAAGAGGAGGAGGUUGGCACCUUGACUGAAAUGGUGGAAAAGCUCAAAGAUCCAGGUUUUAUUGUGUUUGCAGUAUGUGUUGUCACCAGCUGCCUGACCCUCAUCACUGCAGUGGCCCCCCGCUAUGGACAGAAGAACGUCCUGGUCUACAUCCUGAUCUGUUCGAUCAUCGGCUCCCUCUCCGUCUCGUGUGUCAAGGGCCUGGGGAUUGCCAUCAAGGAACUGUUUGUGGGUCGUCCUGUGCUGGUGCAGCCAGUCACCUGGAUCCUGCUGGGCUGCCUGGUAAUCUGUGUGAGCAUACAAAUUAAUUACCUAAACAAAGCCCUGGACAUUUUUAACACCUCCAUUGUUACACCCAUCUACUAUGUCCUGUUCACCACUGCUGUCAUGACCUGUUCAGCCAUCCUGUUUAAGGAGUGGUAUCACAUGACCAUAGACAACAUUGUGGGCACUAUCAGUGGGUUUGUCAUCAUUGUACUUGGGAUCUUCUUGCUCCAUGCCUUCAAAAACAUCAGCUUCACCCUCAGUACUUUACCCCCAUUCCUCAGGAAGAGUAAACCUGGCACCAUGUGGACCAACAUCAGGGAGCAGCAGCAGUAUCCAGGUCUGCCUGAGCAGGAAACUGAAAUCCUCAUCUGCCCAAGUGAAGCUGGGAUGCUGCAUGAUUUCACCUGAGACUUUGUUUCAAAUGAAACAGGGCUGAAUGGACUAUCAUUGGAUACGAUAGGCUAUGGAGUAAGUUCAGAACAUGCAAGAUUCCUCUGCAAAAAUCCAACUCACGAAUACUCACAGUUAAAGCCUGUGCAACUUGCCUUUUCUUCCAGCCAGCAUGUGCCAUUAACAUAAUUCAUUUCCCUUAAUUUGGGUCAUAAACCCAUUGCAGCUUGAAUUGGUGCUGUAUGAACAGCUGUGGUGCUGUUUGAUCAACACCACUUCAUGCAAUUGCAUCACUGUGCUUUGCUAAUGACAGACCUUGAAGGAAUGUGUUGUUUCCUGGUACUAAUAAGCUGUGAGAUGUAAAUAUGGUGAUUCAAAUACACAAAAAGGUGGAGCAGUGGAAUCUCAGCGCAGAACCAUCUUGUUCAUGCUAAGCUUGUGCAAGAUCCCCUAUCAAAGUUCUGCAGGCUCUGCCCUACACAGUUGCAUGACUUGUACACCUCAUCUCUGUAAUACUGUAUCACAGAUACAAGUUUAACAGGGCAAGAAACAUUUUAUUACUGUGUAUUGUAACAAAAGUAAUGUAUCAGUCAGCAGGGCACAAAUAUCACAGUCUGUUGUCUUUCACCAAAGACACUGUUUACAAUGUAUUCCACUAAAUCGGAAAGUAUGAGCAAACAGGACGGUUUGAGAAAUGCCACUGCUGUCAUGAAUUAUUUUGCUACCAGUACAUUUCCAGUUUAUAUUAUUUGUCAUAAACACCAGUCAUCCCUAAUCAGCAGCCAUGGUGGUACAUUCCACUAAGAGAUUGUCUAUCCCAACACAAACCAAACUCAGUACAGCGAUUUCAGCCCAAAGCUUAAAUGGAGCUGUGUGCUUUCCUCUGCAAGAAGCUAUUACAGAAGAUCUGCUACAGUGCAGUAGCAGUCCCAGAAGAGUUUGUUGGAACAGUGCAGAAGGAGCUUUACAUUGUCCCCAUCAUCAUUCCUUGACAGGGCCAGCAUGGGGUUAGAUACAGAACACAGCUCCUCUAUACUGUCACCAUCAACCACUCUUAGGACCUGUACAGCAAGGGGUUAGAUAUACGUGUAGGAAGAGCUAUACUUUAUAUUUAACCCCAAGCUAUACCUAUAUGAGAAUGUUUGAUGGGUCACUGAAGAGGCUUACUCUAACUAAUCUGUACUGUACCUGCUCUGGGAGUGUCUGAUUCUGAUAUUGUAUUAUACUCCUAGAAUGUGUUAUACGCUCAUUGCUGACAUCUGCCUGACCGCAAUGAAUAGUUUUGAGUUAUCAGUCACAGGUUGUGUCCCCCUGGAGCUGGGGGCUAUGGGAGUGAUAUGACAUAAGCAGCGAUGAAACGGAGGGUGAUGAUGCUAUGCCAGAGGAUCACACGAGUUAUUCCAACAGUUUAAUAAAACCGAGAAUAACUCUGAGUAACUCCCUAAGUACACAUUCCUUUGGAAACAUCAAAAGAUGCUUUUACCCUCUAAUUACAUUAUCACUAAGUGAAGGCAUUGUACGAAUCUGAUUACAAGCUCAAGUUAGCUCCCACAGUCUUGUCACUUCGUUGAAAAUAGAAUAAACAGCUCACCUGUGGCUAGGUUCUGAGGUUGCUCCUGAUCGUUUCAGAUUCCCAGCAAUUGAAUUUAACUUGCUUGGGCUGUGACAAUUCUGCACUUACCUGCUUUAAUUUCAGUUCCAAUAACGCCUACUAAAUUUUUAAUGAAAAUUGUUUGGGCAGCAGUUUCUCAACUCAAUUUAAUGGGGCUCUGUUAUUUCAGUAGAACAUUGUCUGAAGGUGUCUCUAAAGUAUUCAGUUUUUUCAGCUUGUGAGCAGAAUGUUUCGAUUGUUAUAUUCAGACCAUCUGGUCAUGGAAUGAGGAGCAAAGAGACCCUUACCUCAUGACAAGUAAAUCAGACACAGCACGUCGAACCUACAUCUAAUUCUUACAUUGUGGGAAAACUACAGACAUGGAUUCCCUAUCCCAUUCUCUGACUGAAAAAUCACAGGCAUGGAGCCCCAUCCUGUCCUGUCACCAAUCACAACGUAUAUUCUCUCUCCCAUUCAUCCUUUGUGAAAAUCACAGACAUGGUUUCCCCAAACUAGUUUUACUGUGUAAGUCAAAGACACAUGCCCUCAUUUUGUUCUGUCACCAUGUGAAAUCAGAUAAGAAUUCCCCCAUCCAGUUCUCUCACUGUGAAAAUCAUUAAUCCCACUCCAGACAAUUUAUCUUGCAUAUCAAGACUCAAAUUUUCAUGCUGAAGACAGCAUUUAGCUCACCCCCAUUGUGUUUUAUUGUAUUGAGUGCAUAUUUAUGUUAAAAACACCACCGUGCUUUAUUUCUGGAUGGUAAGACGAUCAUACAGGAGACUCAGAAUCAAGGACAUAGUUGCCUGAGUUAAGGUCCUUCCGAGAGCAGUCAGGGGCUAGCAGGUCCCAUGGAGCUGUGCCCCAGCAAUGCUGCCUGCCAAUGCCACACUGUGCCUGACACACACCGUGAUGUAUGUUAUGGCAAGUCCUUUGUGCUGCUGUUCCAUGGUACACUCCUGCUCAUUCAGUCACUCAGGCUCUCUGGUGACAUCCUGCUUUUUUGUGUCUGUUCUAGUCGAUUGAGGAUGAACUGGCUGGUGUCGAUAAAACGUUCCACACAGUUCACAAAGCAGGUUUCAGUUCUGCUGUCGAGCCGUGGACCUGGUUUAUCCAUACAUUUAUCCUGCCAAAGAAGAGGAAAAUCAAUUAUCAGCAGGACAGGAGUGAUGUGUUGGGACCUGAUCAAAUUUGUCAUGUCAAAGGAAUUGGAGGGAAAUGGGGAACAUUUCUGGCCAGUGGUGAUUACUUUCAAAUAUAGACAGAAUAAACUUG